Molecule: messenger RNA, 1775 nt
Organism: Nerophis lumbriciformis (worm pipefish)
Lineage: Eukaryota; Metazoa; Chordata; Actinopteri; Syngnathiformes; Syngnathidae
Product: oligodendrocyte-myelin glycoprotein
Biological process (GO): neuron projection regeneration
Molecular function (GO): protein binding
Source: RefSeq, a predicted model, not a curated record
ACACCAGAGAGGAACUCGGAGGAGCACACAGCUUGAUCGCAGACACCCAAAGGAUCCAUACCCAGAAAGAGGCACCAUCAAUUUGAGGACAAAUUUAGUGUGCAAGGGUCAACUUCUUUCAGUGGCAGCUGCUCCGAGACUUGAGUGUCUGCAGCAAGUGGAAUUUUAAAAUGAGGAGCAGGCGUGCUCAGCAGAAUCUGCCCCCUAAUGAGGCCCCUCUGGUGCUCCUGCUUGUCUUGUUGCUGGGGUUACGAGCCGCCGCUGUGUGCCCCGCUGCCUGCUCCUGCAGCCACAGGAAGGCAGACUGCUCCCGGCGGGGCCUCCGAGAGCUGCCCGACGGCCUCCGGGCCGACCUGCGAGGCCUCAACUUGUCCCACAAUCGACUCCACAACCUGGACGGCGGGCUGGCCUCCUACACGCACCUCCGCGUACUCGAUUUGUCUGGCAACGGCCUGAGCCGCCUGCCGGAGCGCUUGCCUCGGUCGCUCUGGCAGCUGCACGCCGCCUCCAACCGUAUCCGCCUCCUGGACAAGAACGACACGGUGAACCAGUGGAACCUGAGGGUGCUUGACCUCUCCGACAAUGAGCUGGAGAGGACCGUUUUCAUCAACAACACUCUGAUCAAUCUGUGUGUGCUCAACUUGAGCCACAAUCACCUCUGGACUCUGCCCACCAACAUGCCUGCACACCUGGAGAUCGUUGACAUCUCCCAUAAUUGGCUUGUGAAGACGUUGCCAGGUUCACUGGACCGACUUCCCAAAUUGACCUUCUUCUAUCUUCACACAAACCGCCUAUCCAAUCUCCCUUUCGGAGUGUUGGACAAGAUGACUUCCCUAACAGUGCUCACUCUGGGCAACAACCCUUGGGCCUGUCACCUUAAAGCGGACAUGAACUACCUCCUCUCCUGGGUGCAGCGUACCCCCGCCCUGAUCCUGGGCUGCCCGUGCCGCACUAACCCCAUCUGUGGAGGAGUGCACUCAGGUCAGACUGGAGGGUUGACCCUAAACGACAACUUCCACGCACACGACACCGGCUCAAAUGUCACCACAAUGAAAAUCCCCCCUGCUACUUCCAGUCCAGCUUCACCCCGUGUGUCCCCCCACAGCACAUCAGCCUCAUCCAGUAAAAUAUUCACCACAAACAGACCCAUCAGGACGACAGACCACUUCCCGACAACUGACAGCAUGUUCAUCCAAACCAAGAAGAUGGGCACAAAAAAUGUUAGGAGACAGAAUGACUCCUCUUCAACACUUACUGACUCUUCUUUAAUCCUUCUCCUGCCCACAAUGGUCUUUCUGUGUCUCACUCUGCCGUGAGACUUCUUCCACACCAACUACAGAAUUUGACAAAAGUUACAAAAUGUCUCACACCUUGGCUUUUGAAAUAACUACAGGUUAAAUAACUACUCAAUCGGUCAUCAUGUUACAGGGGGGCAACAGUUCAGCAACAUCCUUUUAUAAUUUUAAUAGCUGCUCGAUGAAUUAAGGGGUGGAUUUAAUCUAAUGCAAUUGUCUGCUUGCAUUUCUUUUCAUGAAUAUGAAAAAAAGCUUCUUGCGAUAUACUUUUUCUUGCAUUUGCAAAAUUCCAGCGCAUCUCCUUUAAAGGGGAACAUUAUCACAAUUUCAGAAGGGUUAAAACCAUUAAAAAUCAGUUCCCAGUGGCUUAUUUUAUUUUUCGAAGUUUUUUUCAAAAUUUUACCCAUCACGCAAUAUCCCUAAAAAAAAGCUUCAAAGUGCCUGAUUUUAACCAUCGUUAUAUACACCCGUCCAUUUUCC